AUGACCUUUCUUAUCAACAUUGAUGGGAAGUCAUACACAGUUCAUCUGAAGCAACAAUCACUUUUAACUAAUGAUUUCCGAAUUUAUACAUAUGAUAGUCGAGGGAUUCUGAGGUCUUCUGCCUCUUCCAUCAAGCGGGAUUGCUACUACCAAGGAUAUGUUGCAGAUUACACGGAUUCAGUUGUGAUGCUCAGCACCUGCUCUGGGCUCAGAGGGCUGUUGCAGUUCCCAAACAUCAGCUAUGGAAUCGAGCCCAUGGAGUCUGCACACGGGUUCCAACAUCUCCUUUAUCAAGUGAACUAUGGUAACUCAAGCUUUCCGAUUACUACCAACAAUUAUUACAUUAAGUGGACCACAGCAUUGAUUCAAAAGAUCAACAUAGGAGUACCGGCUAAUUUCAGCACCCAGCGAUACCUGGAAAUGCAUAUCGUAGUAGCCAAGGCUCUGAUGUUCUUCAAACUCAACACAAAAAUUGUACUAUCCUCUUUGGAGAUCUGGACAGACAAAGAUAAAAUCCAUACGACCAGGAGAAUGAGUGAAUUGCUGCAAAGAUUUACAGAGUGGAAACAUUCCCAUCUCAGUCUGCGACCCCACGAUGUGGCAUUCUUGUUUAUCUACAGGGACCAGUCUGAUUCUGUGGGGUCAGCCUUUGCAAGGAAGCUGUGUGUCAGACCGACCUCUGCAGCAGUUGCUGUGUAUAAAAAGGGAUACACGCUGGAGAACUUUUCCGUGAUUGUUGCACAGCUGCUGGGGAUCAGCCUUGGAAUGUACUUUGACAAAUCAAGAGGCUGCUACUGUCCUGGUUCCGCUUGCCUAAUGCAUACUAGAGCAGUAGAAGCCAGCGGCGUGAAGGCCUUCAGCAGCUGCAGUGUAAAAGACUUUCAGAGUUUUCUGGCGCAUGGACAGGGGCAAUGCCUCCUGAACAAACCACGGCUGGAUGUCCUGUUCAAAGCUCCCACCUGUGGCAACGGAAUUGUGGAGGAUGGCGAGCAGUGCGACUGUGGUACUGAUAAGAUAAAGGAAAAAGGUGUUUUAUGCAGAGCCACCCCUGACCAGGACUGUGACCUGAAAGAAUACUGCAAUGGCACCUCUACAGAAUGCACAGAGGAUUUUUAUGUCCAGGACGGGCAAAUGUGCGAGGGACACACUGGGGUUUGCAUGAAAGGAGUAUGCCAAAGUUCUGAUCGAUGGUGCCGAAAAGUGUUUGGAAAAGGUAACAGAAAUGCACCAUCGCAGUGCUAUGAAGAAAUUAACAGCCAGAGUGACCGGAUGGGACACUGCGGCUCCUCUGAGAAGGGAUAUCAGAACUGUCAGUGGCAGGAUCUCAAGUGUGGCAAGUUAAUUUGUGAAUAUCCACAUAACAAGCCUUUCCUUAUUGAAAAUGCAGCGGUGAUAUAUGCAAGAGUGAAGAAUCGCUGGUGCAUCACGUUAGACUACCAGAAGGGGAAAGGCGUGAAGGACCCCUUCUUGGUUCAUGAUGGUACUGGCUGUGGGCGCAACAAGGUGUGCAACAACAAAGGAAAUUGUCACUGCUAUAGGGGCUGGGCCCCACCUGAUUGCAAGACAAAAGAAUCUGGAGGCUUGGGAGGAAGCAUCGAUAGCACCUUCCGAAGUGGUUAG
Molecule: messenger RNA, 1620 nt
Organism: Eublepharis macularius
Lineage: Eukaryota; Metazoa; Chordata; Lepidosauria; Squamata; Eublepharidae
Product: disintegrin and metalloproteinase domain-containing protein 2-like
Exons: 13
Coding region: 1-1620 (539 amino acids)
Biological process (GO): binding of sperm to zona pellucida; cell adhesion; proteolysis
Cellular component (GO): plasma membrane
Molecular function (GO): metalloendopeptidase activity
Source: RefSeq, a predicted model, not a curated record